GUCGGCCUCCCCCUCAUCACCGGGUACAUCGUGGUUGGCGCCAUUAUCGGACCUUUUUCCUUGAAGAUCAUCACGCAGGAGGAGGUGGCUAGCCUUGCCUGGAUCAACAUGUUUGCGCUCGCGUACAUCUCCACCUCUGCUGGAGCCGAGCUGCACAUCCACGAGCUGAAGCCGCUCUUCAAGGGGUUGGUGGCGCAGACGACGGCCAUUGCCUUCUUCACCUUCGCUCUCUGCACGACAGUCGUCGGCCUGCUGUCGUCGUCGAGCAUGCUGUCGUGGAUCAGCGGCUAUCCCAGUGACUGCAGGUGGGCUGUGGCGAUGGUCAUGGCCUCCAUCUGCAUAGCGAGAAGCCCGGCCACGGCCAUUGCGAUCGUCAAGGAGUUGCGGUGCAAGGGGACGAUGACGUCGACGAUGCUGGGCAUCACCGUGCUAUCGGACCUGUUCGUCCUCAUCUCUGUCACUAUCACAGUCUCCUACGCGGGCUCUUCAUGCAAGGGGCUGCCGUUCGAGGGAUCUUCCUUGGGGAUCGUGAUCGCGAUGAUCGUAGUCUCCCUCAUCAUCGGCGUCAUCAUUGGGUACAUGUUCAUGCUCCUGAUGGUCUUCAGCCGGUUCUUCGUCAGGGCCCUCGUCUUUCCCCUCGGCUUCCUCGUCUUCCUCUGCAGUGGCAUCUUCGCUGAGGCCGUCGCCAAGCAGCUUCCCGAGGACAAGACCCUUCACCUGGAGCCGCUCCUCAUGUGCAUUGUAGGAGGCUUCGUGUGCGUCAACUUCAGCAGCUUCCACCAUCGCUUCUGCGAGGCACUUCAGAUCGCUGCUCCCUACAUCUUCCUCCCCUUCUUCACCCUUGUCGGUGCCAGCCUCGACCUCGAGACCUUCGUCCGCUCCAUCGGCUUCGCUGUCAUCGUCGCGGUCGUCCGUGCUGCCUGCAUCUUUGCCGGGACCUCGGGAGCAGGGUGGGCCGUUGGGCAGCCGAAGGCGCUGAACCUGACCAUCUGGAUGACCCUGAUCUCUCAGGCCGGGUUCUCUCUCGGUCUCGCUGCUCAAGUGGCGUCCAAGUUCGAUACAUGGGGGAGGAAGUUCCAGGCCGUCAUCAUAUCUGUGGUGAUUGUGAACCAGAUUGCCGGGCCCAUCCUCUGCAAGCUCGCGCUCCGAUGGUCUGGGGAGACG
This is a messenger RNA of Guillardia theta CCMP2712, 1164 nucleotides long. RefSeq lists its product as hypothetical. The transcript has a single exon. The record is from RefSeq and is a predicted model, not a curated record. The annotation marks the transcript as partial. Gene Ontology annotation, cellular component: membrane. NCBI's taxonomy places the organism in Eukaryota, Cryptophyceae, Pyrenomonadales, Geminigeraceae. Gene Ontology annotation, biological process: proton transmembrane transport. Gene Ontology annotation, molecular function: antiporter activity.